Molecule: messenger RNA, 1284 nt
Organism: Cuculus canorus (common cuckoo)
Lineage: Eukaryota; Metazoa; Chordata; Aves; Cuculiformes; Cuculidae
Gene: ATP1B2
Product: ATPase Na+/K+ transporting subunit beta 2
Exons: 6
Coding region: 139-912 (257 amino acids)
Biological process (GO): intracellular sodium ion homeostasis; potassium ion import across plasma membrane; sodium ion export across plasma membrane
Cellular component (GO): sodium:potassium-exchanging ATPase complex
Molecular function (GO): ATPase activator activity
Source: RefSeq, a predicted model, not a curated record
CGCGGGUUCGAGUCCCGGCGCGGGCGGAGCGUAAAGCGAAGCAUUAAAGCGAACCGUUAAAGCGAAGCGACUCCGGGAGUGACACCGGGUUCGAACAGCAGCGGAGUGAGGGGGAUCGCGGCGGAACCCCCUCCUGACAUGGCUCGAGACAAGGAGAAGCGGAGCUGCGGGCAGGUGUUGGCUGAAUGGCGGGCGUUUCUGUGGGACCCGCGGAGCCGCCAGUUCUUGGGCAGGACUGGGACCAGUUGGGGCCUGAUCCUGCUCUUCUACCUGGUGUUCUACGGGUUCCUGGCGGGGCUCUUCGCUCUCACCAUGUGGGUGAUGCUGCAAAGCGUCGACCCCCACGUCCCCAAGUACCAGGACCGCCUCGCCACGCCCGGGAUGAUGAUCCGCCCGCGCACGGAGGGACUCGACGUCACCUUCAACGUCAGCCAGAGCCAAACGUGGCGCCACUACGUGCACGCCCUGCACCAGUUCCUCGAGCCGUACAACGACAGCGUCCAGUCCGCCCGCAACGCCGCCUGCGUCCCCGGGCGCUACAACGAGCAGCCCGACGACAGCGUCCCCAACUACCCGAAACGCGCCUGUCGCUUCAACCGCUCCGUCCUCGGGCCCUGCGCCGGAACGGCGCCCGACGACGACUACGGCUACGGCGCCGGGCAGCCCUGCGUCCUCAUCAAGGUCAACCGGGUCAUCAACUUCUUCCCGGGUAGGAACAAGAGCAUCAACAUUAUCUGUGCCGCCAAGCGGCCCCGGGUGAAGGGUGACCUGGUAAGGGGGAGCCCUCCCGUAGCGCCCCAAAACCUGCGGAAUUCACCCCAAAAUCCCACCGGGCACCAAAACCACCUGCUAGUUUCACCCCAAAACUCUGCUCGGUUCACCCCAACUCCUGCUCGAGUCACCCCAAAAUAGGUUAGAUUCACCCCAAAAUCCCGCUGGGCGCCCCAAAAUCUGCUUAUUUCACCCCAAAAUCCCGCUGGGCGCCCCCGAAUGUGCUUAUUUCACCCCAAAAUCCCGCUGGGCGCCCCCAAAUCUGCUUAUUUCACCCCAAAAUCCCGCUGGGCGCCCCCAAAAUGUGCUUAUUUCACCCCAAAAUCAUGCAGGGUGCCCCCAGAUGUCCUCAUUUCACCCCAAAAUCCUUUGCAGUGCCUGAAAAAGGGCUCAUUUCACCCCAAAAUCCUGCUUACUUACCCCAAAAUAGGUCAGAUUCACCCCAAAAUCUGCUCUUUUCACCCCAAAUCCUGCUUAGUUACCCCAAAAUAGGUCAGAUUCACCCCAAAAUCC